This is a messenger RNA of Protomyces lactucae-debilis, 705 nucleotides long. RefSeq lists its product as uncharacterized. The coding region runs from base 1 to 705 and encodes 234 amino acids. The record is from RefSeq and is a predicted model, not a curated record. The transcript is spliced from 2 exons. Lineage: Eukaryota; Fungi; Ascomycota; Taphrinomycetes; Taphrinales; Protomycetaceae.
AUGGUCAAGCAGUCCACGCGCCUGACGCAUCUGCAUGACGCUGCAACAGCGCGACAAGACCGGUACCUGGAGAUUGUGUCUAGACGAGCCCCUCAACCACUUGCAUCGCUCCUGGUAGACAAUUUCUUCUUCUCAACAGCGUUGUACACGCUUAUUCUCUUUGUGAGCUUGUUGAGCGCUGUCUUGUCUAAAGCCAAAGCAACAGAUAUUGGGAAACAAGCGCAGCAAGUCGUGAAUGCUGGCAAGAAGCAGGUCGAGGGCGUUCAGUCUACCUUGAGCAAGGAGAAGGAGAAGCUUGAACGAAAAGUCAAGGAUGCUCAAGCGUCGUGGCAGGAGGAACAGGAAGAGCUCAAGAGACACUUCCAGACACUCAUGACGGAAGCUGAGGACAAGGCACACGCGAUGCAAGGAGCUCUAGACAAGAAGAUCGCUCAACAAGCUCAAGAAUUGAAGCAAGCGCGUGCUGAAAUUGAACAAGCCAAGAAGGAGAAUGCUGGCGAGACUUCUGACAUGGCAGAUACGGAGACACUGCAGCAUGCUCACUCAGAGGUUGCUGCAAAAGAAAAGCAAAUUCAUGCUCUCGAGCUCGUCCAGAAACGUAUGGACCGCGAGUUGGAGCAUGAGAAGGAGAUGCACGAAUCCAGCAAGCUUGCCCUGCACGAUGCAGUGGAGAAGCUCUUGGCUCUCAAGAAAGAACACAAGUAG